Molecule: messenger RNA, 477 nt
Organism: Coregonus clupeaformis (lake whitefish)
Lineage: Eukaryota; Metazoa; Chordata; Actinopteri; Salmoniformes; Salmonidae
Product: transmembrane protein 272-like
Exons: 2
Coding region: 1-477 (158 amino acids)
Source: RefSeq, a predicted model, not a curated record
AUGUUUUCCCCUGCAGGUGUGAAGUCUAUAGACGACUGCCCUGUUCAGCCAAUGAUUCCUCUCUACCUGCUGGUGGGUGGGGUUGUUGGCAGCGUAAAGGUCACGUUGCUCGUGUAUGACACCACCCGCAUGAGGUCGCUCAUCUCCAAGUCGGUCGUCAUCGGCGACGACGAUGCCGACGAGUAUCCGUGGCGACAGAACGCAAAACAAGUACUACGUGCACACGCCCUCAGCCUGUUCCUGUUCGUCUGGUUCCUCCUGGGGAACUACUGGGUGUUCUCUGUGUUCCAGCCCAACUUCAUCACACCCUUCCACCAGCCACAGGACUACUGCAGGAAGUCUCUGUACCUGUUUGCUGUGUUUGUGUUGGCGCUCAGCCACACCGUGCUGGUUCUACUGCUCUGCUGUGGGGUCUGUCUACGUGUCUGCUCUCAGACCAGCACCAGGGACGACUAUGGGGAUAGUGAUGACGACUGA